Chinchilla lanigera (long-tailed chinchilla) is the source of this 2832-nucleotide messenger RNA. RefSeq names its product family with sequence similarity 222, member B (gene Fam222b). The record is from RefSeq and is a predicted model, not a curated record. NCBI's taxonomy places the organism in Eukaryota, Metazoa, Chordata, Mammalia, Rodentia, Chinchillidae. The transcript is spliced from 3 exons. Bases 187 to 1884 code for a protein of 565 amino acids.
CUGCCAAGACCGCUAGAAGCCCCUUCUCAUCUAUCCUCCCUGGGCCGGGGCAAGCUGGGCUGAGGUGUCCCAGGCGGGCGGGGCGGAGCCCAGAGCCCCUUCGAGAGCGCUGCGGAGCGAACCUCACCUCCUUUCCAAGGCGCAAGUGUGAGCCAUUGCCCUGUGCUGUGUUGAUGCUGGUCUGCCAUGCUCGCCUGUCUGCCAGGGCCAGGGGACCUGUCCUUUCAGCUUCUUUCUCACACGCAGAUGAACACUGGACUUCAGAAAUGGGACACUACACAGAAAAUGAGAACUGCUCACUAUCCUACCCCAGCCGAAUUGGACGCGUAUGCUAAGAAGGUCGCAAACAACCCACUGACUAUAAAAAUCUUCCCCAACAGUGUGAAGGUUCCCCAGCGGAAACACGUUCGUCGUACUGUGAACGGCCUCGACACAUCAGCCCAGCGCUACAGCCCCUACCCGACUCAGGCUGCCACCAAGGCAGGCCUGCUUGCCAUUGUCAAAGUGCCAGCCAAAAGCAUACUCAAGGACUUUGACGGCACCCGAGCCCGGUUACUCCCUGAGGCCAUCAUGAACCCCCCAGUGGCACCCUACGCUACUGUGGCACCCAGCACUUUAGCCCACCCCCAGGCCCAGGCUCUGGCCCGCCAGCAGGCCCUGCAACAUGCACAGACCCUGGCCCACACCCAUGCCCCUGCCCAGACGCUGCAGCACCCUCAGGGUAUCCCGCCGCCACAGGCACUGUCUCACCCUCAGAGCCUCCAGCAGCCUCAGGGCCUGGGCCACCACCCUCAGCCCAUGGCCCAAACCCAGGGCUUGGUCCACACUCAGGCCCUGGCCCACCAGGGUCUCCAGCACCCGCCUAAUCCCUUGCUGCAUGGAGGCCGGAAGGUGCCAGACUCAGAUGCGCCCCCGAAUGUGACCGUGUCUACCUCAAGUAUCCCCCUUUCGAUGGCGGCAACCCUGCAGCACAGCCAGCCCCCGGACCUGAGCAGCAUCGUGCACCAGAUCAACCAGUUUUGCCAGACGAGGGCAGGCGUCAGCACUACCUCAGUGUGUGAGGGCCAGAUCGCCAACCCCAGCCCCAUUAGUCGCAGUCUGCUCAUCAAUGCAAGCACGCGGGUCUCGACCCACAGCAUCCCCACACCAAUGCCUUCCUGUGUGGUCAAUCCCAUGGAGCACACCCACGCGGCCACGGCCACACUGCCUGCCGCAGGCUCUGUCAACCUGCCCACAGGCAUCUCUCGAGCCCCUGCUGGCUACCCUAGGGACCUCAAACCAGUUGCCUGGAACCAGCACCAGCUGGCCCACCUACAGCAGAUGUGCAGCGAGGCUGGUGGGACACCAGCCCCUGGCCUAGCAGGCAAGCAUGCAGCAGGACGCGAGUUGGCAGCACCCGGCUUUGUGGCCAAAGCCCCUGCCUACCCGCAGGAACUCUGCCUGGCACAGUCCUUUCAUCUGAAGCCACCCCUGGAGAAGCCGACCCCGUCCCCACCAGUCAACGGCCUGGCAGCCCCACUGGCCUACCCCAAUGGUCACUACUUCCAACCCCUGUGGAACAACAUUCUGCCCACUCCCAAUAGCGACAGCUCGGGGUCUCAGGACCUUGCCAUGCCAUUCCACGGCGGGCAGGCUACAGGUACACCCCUCGACUGUGCAGCAGCUCCUGGGGUCCACUACCGAGCGGGGACUGGGGGUGGUCCAGUGGCAAGCCAGAACAGCUUGAUGCAAACAGUGGAUUACCUGAGUGGGGAUUUCCAGCAGGCCUGCUUCCGAGAACAGAGCCUGGCCGUGCUGAGCAAGGCCCAUCGAGUCCCGGGCAGCCGAGCCCCUGAUCCCACAGAUAGUCGAAGUCUUCAUAUUCAGCAUCCGGGGUAUAGAUAGGGAGGGUACUUUCCUGAAGCAACAUGUCAUACAUCACCCUCCUAGGUUUAGUCUUACUUUUAAGUAACUGGAUAGUUUCAAAGUUUCACUGCUCCAGUGUGAUCAUUCUUAGACGUCUAAGGAAGGGAACUUGACAGGAACUAAUUGGGGGCAGAAGAGGUCCUCUUAUCCUCCCCUCCAGCAGCUUUUAUGUUAGGACCUAACUAACCGUAGGCUCUUCUCUACCUGCCUGUCAGGCUGUGCACCUCAGCCAUUUCAGACCAUCCUCCCAUUUAUUCCUGAACCUCUGCCUAUUUCCCUUAGAACUAGGGUGUGACUAAAGAAAGAGGCCUAGGCCCCUAAACGCUAGGCCUCUCCUCUCUUUGGGAUUAAGAAGCCAGACUUUCCAAGUGCUCUGGAAACUAAUUCCUUACUCACCCAAAGAUCUCAAAUCAGAACUAACCCAAUCUUUGUCUCUUCCCAGCUCCUUUCCAUUACUCGAGGCCAUAGCCUUGAAAAAUGGAGAAAAAUCUUUUAUUGGUGUCUUGGUUCCUGACUCUCCUUCCAGACCUAGAGAAAUGCAGUGGUCAGCUGGCAUCCCAGGAUCCCUUCUCACUAUUGUCCGUCUCCUAUCAUAACUGCUGUUCUCAUCCCUACCCACCCCCCCCCCAAAAAAAGCAAAAAAAUAAAACUACCUUAUGUGAGAAAUUAGGUAGGUGGGAUGAUCACAUUGGAGUUUGGAAUUAAAAACACCAAAAAAGAAAAAAAGAAAAAAAAAAGUUAAAAUGCAUUUGGUUCUCCCUACACUGGCUAAGAAUAUUGCUCUACACUGUAAGUUUUAACUGUCAUGUUUCUGUACGAAUGUAGUGUGGGUUUGAGUAGCAUUGUGUAUGAGUGGCCCCACAGGUACACUGACCCUCCUAAUCACCUCCUUUUGCAGCCCCUCAGAUUAAUGGAGAAAAAAAAAAA